Parathielavia appendiculata is the source of this 4806-nucleotide messenger RNA. RefSeq lists its product as uncharacterized. Gene Ontology annotation, molecular function: phosphatidylinositol-4,5-bisphosphate binding. NCBI's taxonomy places the organism in Eukaryota, Fungi, Ascomycota, Sordariomycetes, Sordariales, Chaetomiaceae. Gene Ontology annotation, cellular component: plasma membrane; exocyst. The transcript is spliced from 4 exons. Gene Ontology annotation, biological process: exocytosis; Golgi to plasma membrane transport. The record is from RefSeq and is a predicted model, not a curated record. The coding region runs from base 317 to 4576 and encodes 1419 amino acids.
CAGCUCCUCAAAGUUCGUCACAAGGGAACCAUUUCUCUAGCCUCAUCUCAUCAACCCAAACCCCACGACUCCACCUUCAAGCUCAGACACAACCAGACGCGGCCGGCCAUUGCGUCCAUCUCACAUCUGAGUCUCUGACGAACGUCGACGGGAUCGAAGCGGCAGCACCUUCCGUGAUCCCACUGCACCCGACAUUGUGUGUAGCGGCACUCAAAGAUGUUGCGUCCCUCAAGUCUGCAAUCGCUACCCAAACGUUCAUGACCCUCCCUCUUAAGCCUCCACCAACGCUUGUCGGGAGCGCUCGCCCCUCGCUACCAUGGCCAUGAGUGGCCGUGAUUUGAGCCGGGCCGAAAGAUUCGAGGACGAGAAGAGGAGGAUCAUUGACAGCUGCUUUUCCAAGCGCGAGGCGGAUGGUUCCCUAACUGAAACAUACAUAACACACAUCAAGAUCACCGAAUACCAGAUAUCCCCGACAACUCCGCCGCCGCCCUCAGCAAGGACGCCCCAGUACGAGAAGCCCCGCGUCAUCAUCGUUGCCGUUCGAAAAUCCGGCCGCGUGCGCGUCCACAAGUCCAAGGAGAAUCCCAAUGGCACCUUCUCCAUCGGAAAGACGUGGAACCUAGACGACUUGUCCGCCAUUGAGUCUUUUACCGGCCCGACAGUCCACCCAAACAACCGGCAAUGGGCUGGAGAUGUGGGCUUCGUGGUGACGCUCGGCAAGCCGUACUACUGGGAGGCCCAAACCGACAAGGAGAAGAAGUUCUUUAUUGCGAGCCUGAUCAAGAUCUACAACAAAUUUACCGGCGGGCGCACUCCCGCUCUAUCAGGUUUCGAACAGCGUGAGCUUGAACAAGUCUUGGGCGGCGCGCAGGCCCCUCGGCGACAGGAGCGACCGCCGCCGCGUCCGUCUCCCCUCGACACCGCGGCCGGCAGCGUGAUCGGCUCCAUUUCGUCCGGAUAUAAUGCGCCGCCCAGCGCUGAAAGCACCUCGGCCUCGGUGUUCCCGGACAGGGUGGCGUCGCGCAGCCCCUUGGUCGCUAACGGAAAGUCUUCUCCUGCCCAAAGUUUUGAUUCAGGGCGACCUUUACAGGAGCAGGCGUCAUUGCGCAAGCUGGCAUCAAGGAACAAGAGUCAAGAUUCGGUUGCGACGUCGUCGGUUACAAGAAGCGAGGAUGCGAGCAGCCUCCGUCUGAGUACCAGGAACGGGGUGAAUGGGCCUUCCUCCUACGGCACCCCUGAGCCUACCCCCGUCCCAGCAACCGAUGAUACCCCUCCGGAGCGUAAGCGGCCGCCAAUGGAUCCUCUGAGACCGACUCAAGUCGACAGAAACUUAAUACCGGCGCCACUGAUGAGCCCCGGCAUGCGUCGAGAACCCACCGUGCCGCCGCGGAGCAUCGAGAGAACGUUACCCCGGAAAGACUCGAUGAGCCGACGAAACGAGCCGUCGCGUCUCGCGGAAACGGUUACGACUCCCAAGGAGACGAGCAGACCGGAUCUCGUUGCCGGGUCUGCCAGCCCCGCCAUCUCAACACCGCCUCCUUCCAGCCCCCCGACUGCUGCCAUACCACCUAUCCCUACGUCGACCGUUGAGUCCACCCAAGUCGAUCCUCCUCCUGAGCCCGAGGAGGAGACGAAGCCAGGGCUCGGCCCCAUGAUCAAGUCGAAGAAGUCGAAGGGGGAGAUUGCCGGGGCGUUUUGGAAAGCGGCCAGCGCCGCCAAUGCCUUCAAGCCGAGGCCCGGCGGCGCCGCAGACCGUCUGCGUCAGAACCUGAACAAGACCAGCGACGGUCCUGAUGGCAUCACGAGCGUGGUCCCCGCACCCCCCAAGCCGACGCCGGUCCAAAAGCCUCCAGAGCCAAUAAUCGAACCGGCCCCCAAGGCAGCCGAUCGAAGCGCUACUCCGAGCAUUCCCGAAGUCAAGGUCACCCAGUCUGACCCUGUCAGGCCAAGCAGUGCUCAAUCCACUGCCAAGGGCGUCAAGAAAAAGAAGGGUGAAGAGCCACCAACGGUGGAGGAGACUCGGCGCUCGAUUGUGGCGGGCAAUGACACCAAGUAUCUCGCGACUCUCGGCAUCGAUCCCUCGGUUCUCGACAGCCGGACCAGCGAAUUUGCCAAGUGGCUCGAUUACUUUGGUUGGGUGCCGGGCGAGAAGAUGCGGGCGCGCAACUUUGACGAGCUACGCGCUGACCUCGACCGCGAACUGAGCAAGGCUCAGGCCGGCGGCUGGCUCGCCCGCUUCCAGGAGGAAGACGAGAGGGUUGAGGCCAUCAAGAGGGGCAUCGACCUCUCGAUUAGCGAGUGCGACGAGCUCGACAAUUUGCUUACGCUGUACAGCGUCGAACUAUCUACGCUCUCGGAUGACAUUGCGUACAUUGAGGCCCAAGGACAAGGUCUCCAAGUGCAGGCCGCCAACCAGAAGCUGCUCAAGAAGGAAUUGGAGUCUUUGCUGGAGACGUGCGCCAUCAGUGAAUCCGACCUUGAUGCCCUCCGGAGGGCACCGCUUGAGACGGCGUCCGGCGUCGAGGAGAUUGAGGCUUCCCUUGUCACGCUAUUCAGGGCCAUGAUCAAGAUCGACCCGACGUUGGGCAACAGCGAAUCGCGCAAGAGCGAGGACAUGAAUGCAGACCAGUCACUCGGCCUCGACAGCGAUUAUGGCAAGAUGCGCAUCGUGCAGGAGAAAAAGGAGAUGUACCUCUCUGAGAGUUCUCAAUUCAUGCGGAGGCUGGUCAUCUUCAUGGAACGGCAGUUCUCGGAAGCAUUCCGCGUGACGAAGAACGCCCUGGAUGGAGCGCUAUCCAAGAAAGCGGACUCGCGCAACCACGACGCUGGCAGGGACUUGCUGUGGAUGUACAGCCCCUUGAUCCUCUAUGCCAGGGAUGUCGACCUCGGCAAUUGGAACCGCAUCCUGCAGAUUUACCAGGACAAGAGCCAUCCGAUCUACAAGUCCGAGUUCAAGGACGCCAUGGAGGCGUGGAAGAAGAAUGCCAGGAAGCUCACUGGCGACGAGAGCGAGUUGCUGUUUACGGCUCAGCAGGAGAAGAAGGAAGAAGGACUCGCGACGACGGCUCGGAAACUCACCGUCAAGCGCAGCCAGACGCUCGCCAGAAGUCUCCGGUCGCCGCUCGGCGACGGCGGAAGGUCGGCUGAGAAGGCGCCAGACGGCCGGGCGUUGCCCUACGAGGUCUUUGCUGGCGUUUUGGACGAUCUUCUGCCGCUGGUGGAGAUGGAGCAGAACUUUAUCGUUGACUUCUUUCACGCCACGACGCUCGCGCAGUCUGACUUCCCUGACCUUGUCGCCGCUUCAAGGCCGCACGAUCGCCGCGGUGGCGACCUGAAGCGUCACCGGCUGAUGGAACCCGACCGCGACCUAGCGCGGCGCAUCACCAAAGCCAUGGAAUCCAUCUUCGUGUUCCUCGAGCCAAGCCUGCAGCAGCUCAUGGAUUGGGUGCUGAACAUGGAUCCUCUACAAGGCGUCGGCAUCCUGGCGACGCUCGAGCGCAAGAUGGCCGACAUGAGCCAGUCCAACCAAGACUUCCUCAACAACGUCCUCCAAAAGCUCCACGGCAACCUCGAGGCCAAGUUCAAGAAGUUUGUCGACGACCAGAUCCGCGCCAUCGAGGAAACCAAGGUCAAGAUCAAGAAGCGCAAGGGCGUCAUCCACUUCAUCCGCAUCUUCCCCCACUUCAGCACGGCCGUCGAGAACAUGCUCACCACUACCAACGACCCCUCCCUCCCCGUCCGCCGCAUGGUCGACCGCGAGUACGACCGCAUCCUUAAGUCUAUGUUCGACUCGCUCAAAGUCAUCGCCCGCGAGAACCCGGCCCUCGGCAUGGCCACCACCACCACCACCACCUCCUCGUCCAUGACCCUUCCCUCCUCGGUGGCGUCCACCCUCACCCACUCCACCGCCGCCGCCUCCUCGGUCAUCGCCGACCCGGAGGACAAGGAAGCCCUCAACUUCCACAUCCUCCUCAUUGAGAACAUGAACCACUUCCUCGAGGAGGUGGACAACGCCGGCGGCCUCGAGGUGAUGGACGACUGGCGCGAGGCGGCGCAGCGCGAGAUGGCGGAGCACAUGAACUUGUACCUCAACGCCGUCAUGCGCCGGCCCCUGGGGAAACUGCUCGAGCACCUCGAGAAUAUUGAGGCGCAAUUGCAGGGCGGGAAAGCACCCUCCAGCGUUGCGGCGCAGCCAAGUAAUAGCAAGCAGGUGUUUAAUAAGGUGCUGGGCGGGUAUGAUGGGAGGGAGGUGAGGAAGGGGAUCGAGGCGUUGAGGAAAAGGGUGGAGAAGCAUUUUGGCGGGGAUUCGGAGGAGGGAGGCGGCGGUGGUGGUACUACGGGGCUUGGGGUGCCCGGCGGCGGCGCUCUUUCUUCUUCUUCGGCGGUGCCGAGGACGGGGGGUGGUGGUGGGGAUAGUAGCUUGGUGAAUCGCGUGUUGAGGGAGUGUGAGAGAUUUUAUGGCGAUGUGGGCAUGCGUAUAGGGAAGGUCACGACGGAUGUGUAUGGGGGCGAUGUGCUGUUUGAGUGGCCAAGGGCUGAGGUCAAGGCGGCUUUUUCGGGGAUCGGGGGAAGGUGAGCGGGUGAGAGUGUUUGAUGUUUGGGUAGGGACAUGUACUGGCGAGCAGGUGGCGGUGUUAGGGGGGUGGUUGUGUUAUCUGGCAGCGGUUUCUUCGUCGUAUAUAUGAUACAGCUUCUUCUCUGCGUUUUCUCGUGUCUCUUGGCGUAAUGGCUUGAGUUGUCGGGAUCAGCAGCGAGGAGCAUACCAGCUGCCGGGAGGACUGCCGGUGGAUUCCUUGCGCAAUGCCU